Acanthosepion pharaonis is the source of this 795-nucleotide messenger RNA. The record is from the annotation of a GenBank genome assembly. Lineage: Eukaryota; Metazoa; Mollusca; Cephalopoda; Sepiida; Sepiidae.
AUGUUCUUCCCUACCAAUCCCUGUUUCCAUAUUACGCCCAAUCACUGUUCUUCCCUCCCAAUCCCUAUUCUGCCAUACCAAUUCCUGUUCCUAAUCCCUGUUCUGCCUUUCAGUGUUCUAUCCUCCCAAUCCCUGUUCCCAAUCCCUGUUCUUCGCUCCCAAUUCCUGUUCUCAAUCCAUGUUCUUCCCUCCCAAUCCCUGUUUCCAUAUUCCUCCCAAUCACUGUUCUACCCUCCCAAUCCCUGUUCCCAAUCCCUACUCUGCCCUCCUAAUUCCUGUUCCCAAUCCCUGUUCUGCCUUCCUAAUCCCUGUUAUGCUCUCCCAAUCCAUGUUUCCAUAUUCCUCCCAGUCCCUGUUCUAUCCUCGCAAUCCCUGUUCUCCCCUCCCAAUUCCUCACAAAAGGUUUUCCUCUCCUUUUCUGUGUUUCUCUCCUUUUCUGUGUUACUCUCCUUUUCUGUGUUACUCUCCUUUUUAUUCAACCUGCCACCUACCAGAUUCCACCCCAGACGUCGAAUUGUUGACCCUAUUUUCUUUAUGAUUACAAACAGUGGGCGCUAUUGUUCAUUGUUCGGAUAUUCUUCCCACUUUCAUCGAUCAGAUAAGCCGCCAAACGAUGGGCACAAAGCAACGAACCAACGUGAAGUUUCUGGUCCGUCUGGAGAAAACUCCAUCGGAAGCACUCAAACUACUGCAGCAAGUGUACGGGGAGGAGACAAUGUCGCGCUCCUGGGUUUUCGAGUGGCACAAGAGGAUCUGUGGAACAUGAGGACAUGGAAGACGACCCGAGUAGCGUAA